GCGGGAGGAUGGGCUGCGGCGGGAGCCGGGCCGAUGCCAUCGAGCCCCGCUACUACGAGAGCUGGACCCGGGAGACCGAGUCCACCUGGCUCACCUACACCGACUCGGACACGCCGCCCAGCGUCGCCGCGCCGGACGGCGGCCCGGAGGCGGGCGGCCUGCAAGCAGGUGUGCUGGAAGAUGGACUGCCCUCCAAUAGUAUGCCUCGAUCUACAGCCCCAGAGAAGAAUAUGAACAGUGGGAUCCAGUGUCCAAAUUCCCAGACCCUCAGUUCAGGCCCUCUGACUCAGAAACAGAAUGGCCUAUGGACCACAGAGGCUAAAAGAGAUGCUAAACGGAUGUUGGCAAAAGAAGUCACCAUUAAUGUUACAGACAGCAUCCGACCAAUGGACAGAAGUAAAAGAAUCACGAAGAACUGCAUCAACUAGCAGAGUCUCUGAAAACAGAAGCAGAUGACCUUCUCUGGGGUUCUUCACAGUCCGGGGUCCUGCCAAGGAAAGCUGGAGAAGUGGAUGCCACUUGGUGAACGUGGAUGCUGCUGAGUGCCUUGAGAAUCAAUGGUCUGACCUGGCAGCAAACAGCUGGCUUGAGCUGUUAGGAUGUUCUCAGCUUCCCGUUUCUCACAUACAGUCAUUGUGCUGCACAAUCCUCAAAUACGUUAAUGAACUGCCAAGGGGCAGCUUGCUUUGCCUCUGUUCAGGCAAACUUCCUAUAAUUGGAUCUGCUGUGGACACAGUGAGCUAAAGAUACAGGUUAGAAUAGAAAACAGAAAAGCAGAAGUUGGGGAAAGAUUCACAAAGCAGUAUUGAGCUUUCCUGGCUUGAUCAUGUAGGGUUUUAAACAAGCUCAUUCUUUUCUUUUUAAAUUCUGCCAUUACAAAUCUUGUUUUAACCUAAAGGCUGGCUUCCACAUAACUCUAAACCCAGAUAUAUGAGAACCCACAAGCAAGGAAAACUUACUUUCAUUCUUGCCUCCCUAGCUCAGGAUGAGGGAUUAGACCUAGCUUCACAGUACUGACUCCAGCAGCUACUGGGAAGUGUCUUCCCUAGAAAUGCCUGCUAUCUGGUAUCCAUACACUAGCCUCCCAUCCUUCAGGACGUGAUCCUUGUGGUCAGUGCACAUAAACUUGGAUACUCCCCAGGUUCAGCCAAACACGGCAUCCCUGCUGCCCCACCCCCAACCCUCUAGUUCCCUUUCCUUGUCUUCUGCUAAAUUUUCUUUCUCCAUUUGGAUCAUUUGCAAUUGUAAUCAAAGAUAGGACAAUGCUCACAGGAGGAAGGUGACACAGGAACAUGUGGCAGCAUACACAGCUUUCCUUUGGCCUCUCCAUACAUAGCCUCAGGACUGUACUAUUUUGGUAUUUGCAAAGUAAUUACUUUAGAAAGCCAGUACCUAGUUGAUGCGUAUUCACACUGACAUUAGACUGGUAUGCAUUAUGUAAAAAAGCAGGGAGUUUGCCAGGCACCAGUAACCUAGCUACUCAGGAGGCUGAGAUCUGAGGAUCAAAGCCAGCCC
This is a messenger RNA of Dipodomys ordii (Ord's kangaroo rat), 1515 nucleotides long. RefSeq names its product brain and acute leukemia, cytoplasmic (gene Baalc). Gene Ontology annotation, cellular component: cytoplasm. NCBI's taxonomy places the organism in Eukaryota, Metazoa, Chordata, Mammalia, Rodentia, Heteromyidae. The transcript is spliced from 3 exons. The coding region runs from base 9 to 428 and encodes 139 amino acids. The record is from RefSeq and is a predicted model, not a curated record.